Molecule: messenger RNA, 1431 nt
Organism: Harmonia axyridis
Lineage: Eukaryota; Metazoa; Arthropoda; Insecta; Coleoptera; Coccinellidae
Product: P-granule-associated novel protein 1-like
Exons: 2
Coding region: 561-1391 (276 amino acids)
Molecular function (GO): protein binding
Source: RefSeq, a predicted model, not a curated record
UUAAAUUUGUCGAUAUUUCUUCCUGUCGUUGAUGUCCGACUCAAAUCUCAUUCAGUACUUUGAAUUUCUACACGUAUGAUUUUUGUUGAUCAAGCUUGAAAUGCCGCCCUUGAAUUUUGCCGCCCUAGACGACCGCCUAUCGUUCCUCCCCCCUAGCGACGGCUUUGCGGCGGGGUCUCUCCUAAGCACUAGAGCAUGGAUCGCUUUACUAUCCUCUAGAAUGAAUGACACGUGCUGCAAAUGAGAUUAUUCUUCAGACAAAUUACCAACACAAAUUCAAAUUCCUCAUGACCAAACUUAUCUCGAAAAACCAGACCAAUAGACUGAAAAUUAGGUCAUAUGAGUUCUAAUAGGUAAUUGAGAAAUCCCUUAUCCCUAUGACUUAUCAAUGCAAUGGAAUAAUACCAAUGAAAUAUGCCUUGUGUUUUGUUUUGAAUAUAGAAAACAAUUGGGCACAGUGACCUAUUGAUUUACUAGCUUUUGGUAUAAAGACUUGAUUUUUCUUGACUAAAUCAGUUUCAGAUUUUUAGUUGCAGUGCAAGGUUGAUACGGCUGAAAAUAUGUUUUCAUCAACUCUUCAUAUUUUGCCAUUCUUGGUGUUGGCAGUACUUGGACAUGAAGACACAAGAGAAAAUCCAAUUGACGUCCUCCAUGUCAAGAAUCUGCUCAUCAAAGACUACACCGGACCUCUUAGAUUCGACACUUUAGAACUUUUCCGAAAUAUCGAAUCUCUCGAGCUGAAAAAUUGCAACUUUACCCCAUUCCAUGAGAGUUUUCUUCAUCCCCUCUCAAACCUUAAGCGCCUAGUUAUCACCAACAACGUUAUGGAAAGGGUUGACCACGACACCAGCGGCUGCUGUUCUCAUCUCGAAGAACUGGAGCUCACUAACAGUGGAACAGGAGACCUAGAAGAGGUUGAAAUGAAAAAAAUCGGUGCAAUGAAGUCUCUGAAACGUCUCGUCUUCCAUAACGAGAAGAUACCAGUCCUCCACGAAGGCACCCUCACCGACACCAACCUUGUUGACGUCACCAUCAAGCACUGUAAUCUAGCCUCAAUCGAAAAGGGAGCUUUCAAGAAGCUAUACAAGCUGGAGAACUUGAACCUGAAGAACAAUAAACUACAAAAGCUUCCGAAGGAAGUUUUGAUCUCACUGAAGAACCUAAAAGUUAUCAACUUGAAAGGAAACUUCUUGAAUAAGUUGACCACAGAUCAGUUCCCAUCACUGCCAAACUUGGAAGUUCUCAUUGUCGCUGAUAACCCUAUCGAAGUAUUCAAUUUGGAGGGUAUUAAGACUGUUGCACCUAAGCUUAAGUAUGUAGAUGUUUCUGGUAUUGUGGCUGAUACUUCAAAGUCUGGCGGAGUUGAAUUAGUUAAGGACUCUCUUUUGUAAUAAUUAACUUAAUUUUUCAAUAAAAUUUUUAUUUAUCAUA